Molecule: messenger RNA, 2299 nt
Organism: Capra hircus (goat)
Lineage: Eukaryota; Metazoa; Chordata; Mammalia; Artiodactyla; Bovidae
Gene: ANKRD7
Product: ankyrin repeat domain 7
Molecular function (GO): protein binding
Source: RefSeq, a predicted model, not a curated record
CCUGGAGUAGGAAAUGGCAACCCAGUCCAGUAUUCUUGCCAGGAUAAUUCCAUGGACAACAGAGCCUGGUGGAUCACAGUUCACAGCAUCUCAAAGAGGCAGACAUGACUGAGCAACACAGCACAGUGGAGAGAUGUCCUGGUAGCCUAUAGAAUUGUUUUUCUGAUUCUUUUCUCAGUGAAUCAAGAAGCCAGGUCAUCAGUCAAGAAGUCUGAAGACAGUGAAGAUAUGAAAUAUUCAAGGAAAGUGUUAAGUAUGAAUGGAUGAGGGAAAUACCUAAGAAUUGCUGGGAAUUAUAAUCCAUUUCAAGUGAAAUCCAUUUCAGGGUUUUCAUGAACUGAAAAUAUGAAAAGACAUCACAACUGUGUAUUUUCCUUUAGUGACGUCCAGUGACUCAGGGCUAGACACAUUUAGAUAAGAAUUUUAUUAUUUAUUUAUGCAUGUAUUUAUGUAUUUAUUUGACAUUAAAUUUAUGUAUUUAUUUAUGUGUGUAUUUAUUUAUUGUUGCAGCAUGCAGGAUUUGAUUACAUGACCAGGUGUCCAGCCUCAGCUCCUUUCAUUGGGAAUGUAGUCUUAGCCACUGGACCACCAAAGAAGUCCCUAGAUGGGAGUUUUAAAUGUAACUAAUGGUUUAGGCAAACAAAAGAAAAGGAAUAGGGGCAAACUUAUUGUAGGUGUAUGCAUGGGAGUGAUAAUCAUUAACUGUGGAAUUUAAUCUAGUUAUGUAGGGAAGUGAGAACACAGAGUGGGGUGGUCAAGGCCACUGAAAGGUGGCUGAAUUAAUGGACUGUAGGUGUAAAGAAUUAGAAGGAUUUUUGGAGUUUGUGAUGAGUGAGUUGAAAUAUGAGAGGUGGUGUUCAAAAGUAUGUUUGAAAUUGACAUUAGGAAGGGAUUUCAGUUAUUAUUAAAGGCUAGUUGUAUCAUGUGAAUCAUGUUGGUGAGAGGCUGGGUGUAGGCUGGAGGCAAGAUCACUGGAGGAGUUUCAUCUCCACCAGGAAGAAAGUAAAUCUUGGAUUGUUAGGUUUAUCUUUGAAGGAAAAGGGAUUAUUUGUAAGGAAGUUGGUAGAUUUCUACCCAAAGGCUCUCGAUCUAAUAGGAAGACUGAGAGUGUUUCAGUUAAUCUAAGAUCUUGGGGGAAGAAUCUGGAUUUGGGCAACACUGGGUGCCAAGGCCCUGCAUGUUGCUAGGCAACUGAGAAAAGCCGCCCAGCCUAGUUCUGGUCUUCGGCGCACUUCCUGUCUGCGACCCACUUCGGAGCUCUGGUCGCUUUGACUUCAGCAUUGUGGGGGAGCAUCUGGCCAGAGGGUUCUGCGAGCCAGAGGCUCAGGGCCCACAGGUAGGUUGGGCAGUUAGGAGUUCCAGGACUUCCUGGUCCCACUGAAGGGCUGCCUCCUGAACUGCCAUGAAGAAGCUUUUCACCUUAUGGAGAAAGAAGGAUGAGCCCCGCUGUUCCUGCUCACCCCUGCUUGUAGGCAGAUGGGCCAGUAUUGGUCUCUUCGCCCAAUCAGGCUACACCCUUUGAGAUAAAAAUUUAAAGAAACUUCACAGAGCUGCCUCAGUUGGGGAUUUAGAGAAAGUGAAGGAGUGUCUUCAGCUCAAGAAGCAUGAUGUGAACAUGCGGGACAGAGAACUCAGAACACCUUUGCACCUGGCCUGUGCUAAUGAAUAUUCAAAUACUGUCUCUCUUUUAACUGAAAAACAGUGCAAAGUAAAUGUCUGGGAUGGUGAAAACAGAUCUCCAUUGACUAAGAUGUUACCAUGUGACAAGCAGAGUUGUGCCACUAUUCUUCUAGAACACAGUGCAGAUCUGGUGGAUUUAGAUGGCAACACUGCUCUUCAUUAUGUUGCCUCUUGUCAAAGUGUCUCAUUAGCUGCAAAACCUGCUAACCUUGAGGCUCAAAAUAAGUAUGGGUUUACUCCACUUCUACUUGCCAUUACUGAAAAUAAUGCAAAAAUGGCAGAAUUUCUUUUGAAGAGUGGGGCAGAUGUGAAUGCUUCAGAUAAGAAUCAAAGAACAGCCCUUAUGAUUGCUUUCAGUGAUGAACCAAAAAGUUUAGUCAGUCUUCUUCUUCAGCAAGAAGUGGACCUAUCUUGCCAAGAUAUUAUGGAUUCACAGCUGAGGAAUAUGCAUCUUUCAAUGGUUUUACUAUUGUUGAAAAUUAUAAGAGCAUUAUAUUAUUGUUCUUUUUCCAAAAAGGAAGAAAAGAAGUGCCAGACAAUGGGACUAUCUAAAACAAAAAUGGUAUCUAUUGAUGGAGUUGACUUGAGAGGAGGCUGCGGUCAGCAGUUGAGUGUGUGA